GGCGGGGCUGCGCGAGGGCGGGGCGAGGCGGGCGCCGCCGCGCCGAGGGCGGCAGUCGGGCGGCAGCCGCGGCCGGUGCGGGAGGCGGCGCGGCCGGCGGCGCCCCAUGGUGCGGCAUGUCCAAGACGCUGCGGAAGAAGCGGCACUGGCUGAGCAAGGUGCAGGAGUGCGCGGUGUCCUGGGGCGGCCCGGCGGGCCCCGACCCCGAGCUGCUGCGCGGCGGCGCCGAGCGCGGCGAGUUCCCCUACCUGGCGGGGCGCCUGGCGCUCGGCGGCGAGGGCGCGCCGGGCCCCGCGCUGCUCUCGGGCAAGGCGCCGGCGCCGGGCGACGUGCUGCUGGAGGUGAACGGCACGCCGGUGAGCGGCCUCACGCACCGCGACACGCUGGCCGUCAUCCGCCACUUCAGGGAGCCCGUGCGCCUCAAGACCGUGCGCCCAGGAAAAGUCAUCAACAAAGAUUUGCGUCACUACUUGAGCCUUCAGUUCCAGAAAGGCUCAGUAGACCAUAAACUGCAGCAGGUGAUCAGAGACAAUCUCUACUUGAGAACCAUUCCAUGCACUACGAGGGCUCCCAGAGAUGGGGAGGUCCCUGGGGUAGACUAUAAUUUCAUUCCUGUUGAGCAGUUCAAAGCGCUGGAAGAAAGUGGAGCCUUGCUGGAAAGUGGAACAUAUGAUGGUAAUUUUUAUGGUACUCCAAAGCCUCCAGCAGAGCCCAGUCCCUUUCAGCCUGAUCCAGUGGAUCAAGUUCUUUUUGACAGUGAUUUUGAUACUGAAUCACAGAGGAAAAGAACCACAUCAGUCAGCAAAAUGCAAAGGAUGGACAGCUCUCUCCCUGAAGAAGAGGAAGAGGAGGAAAAGGAGGCAGUUAAUGGCAGUGGAGGAAUAGAAAACAAAGAAAAACAUUCAGAUUCUUCUGACUGGAUGAAACCUGUUCCCAGUUACAACCAGACAAGCAGCUCCAUGGAUUUCAGAAAUUAUUUGUCGAGGGACGAAACCUUGGAGCCGCUACCCAAGAACUGGGAGAUGGCCUACACGGACACUGGCAUGAUCUACUUCAUAGAUCAUAACACCAAGACAACCACGUGGCUUGAUCCUCGUCUCUGUAAGAAAGCCAAAGCUCCUGAAGAUUGUGAAGAUGGAGAACUUCCUUAUGGAUGGGAAAAAAUAGAAGACCCUCAAUAUGGAACAUAUUAUGUUGAUCAUAUUAACCAGAAAACUCAGUUUGAAAACCCAGUGUUGGAAGCCAAAAGAAAAAAACAUCUAGGACAUUCUGAUGUUGGCCCUUCAAAAUCAGGACCAGAGAAGUCUCUCUUCACCAGAGAUCCAGGCCAGCUUACUGGAGCCCUCAUACGGACAUCACUGAAGAAAAGUACAAUGGGAUUUGGCUUUACAAUCAUUGGCGGGGACAGGCCUGAUGAGUUUCUGCAGGUGAAGAAUGUGUUAAAAGAUGGACCUGCUGCACAAGAUGGGAAAAUUGCACCAGGUGAUGUCAUUGUAGACAUAAAUGGAAAUUGUGUCCUUGGCCAUACUCAUGCAGAUGUUGUCCAGAUGUUUCAACUAGUUCCUGUCAACCAGUACGUGAACAUGACUUUGUGUCGUGGUUAUCCUCUUCCUGAGGACAAUGAAGACCCUGUUGUAGAUAUAGUGACAGCUACACCUCUUAUCAAUGGACCGCCUGUGACCAAAGGAGAUGUUUGUGUGACCAGCCAAGAUUUAAUACCAGGCACAGUUGUGUUGGACCAGAGUGGAAAGCCGGGUCCUAUGUUAGUCAACGGUCGUCUGAAUGGCCCUUCCAUGGACACAAAUGAGCAAAGGAUCUCUGUUGCAUCUUCAGGAGGCUCUCAGCCAGAGCUGGUCACCAUUCCUCUAGUCAAAGGUCCUAAAGGCUUUGGAUUUGCCAUUGCAGACAGUCCUACAGGACAGAAGGUGAAAAUGAUUUUAGACAGCCAGUGGUGCCAAGGCCUUCAGAAAGGAGAUGUAAUCAAAGAGAUUUGCCAUCAGAAUGUACAAAACUUAACACAUCUGCAGGUGGUAGAGGUGCUGAAGCAGUUUCCAGUAGGAGCAGAGGUGCCACUGCUUAUCUUAAGAGGAGGUCCACCCUCACCUACUAAAACUGCCAAAGUGAAAGAUAAGCAGGACAAUUCAGGGAGUUUAGAAGCUGUCAGCGAUCCCAUUCCACAGCCUAUGCCUUUUCCACCCACUGCUGUGAGAUCAGGUUCUCCUAAACUAGACCCUUCAGAAGUCUACCUGAAGUCUAAGACUAUAUAUGAGGACAAGCCUCCAAACACAAGAGAUUUGGAUGUUUUCCUGCGGAAACAAGAGUCAGGCUUUGGUUUCCGGGUGCUUGGAGGGGAUGGACCAGAUCAACCUAUUUAUAUUGGAGCCAUAAUCCCAUUGGGAGCUGCAGAAAAAGAUGGCAGGCUUCGAGCUGCUGAUGAAUUGAUGUGCAUUGAUGGAGUCCCUGUUAAAGGGAAAUCACACAAACAAGUUUUGGACUUAAUGACCAGUGCUGCACGGAAUGGUCAAGUGCUGCUCACAGUCCGAAGGAAGAUCUUCUUUGGUGGAGAAAAGCAACCAGAGGAGGAAGAGUCGCAGCCUAUCUCAGCCCAAAAUGGGUCUCCCCGAAUGAAUCGGGUGGAGUUUGCAAGCCAGCAGUCCUCAGAGGUCUGUGAUGUCCGUCUACAGCGGAAGGAAAAUGAAGGAUUUGGUUUCGUCAUUCUCACCUCAAAAAAUAAACCCCCACCUGGUGUGAUUCCUCACAAGAUUGGACGUGUUAUAGACGGGAGUCCAGCUGAACAGUGUGGGAAGCUGAAAGUGGGAGACCGCAUCUCGGCAGUGAAUGGUCAAUCAAUCAUUGAGCUCUCACAUGACAGUAUAGUGCAGCUGAUUAAAGAUGCAGGCAACGUGGUAACUCUGACCGUCGUUGCUGAGGAAGAACAUCGUGGUCCUCCAUCAGGAACAAAUUCUGCCAAACAGAGUCCAGCUCCACAGCACAGACCUCUGGGAUCGGCACAGAACAAUACUUCCAGUGCAGACAGGGGCGCCACGGAAGGUGAAGCUGGAAGAGAAGCAUCAAAUAGUUACAGGCUUUCAUGGCCCGAGCAUAAGCACUUGGCACAAUCUGAGGCCGGUGUUGCUUCAGUAAUUGGUAACCGUCAUUGCCAGGUACAGAGUCUCGGCUGCUAUCCAGUAGAAUUGGAAAGAGGCCCUCGAGGAUUUGGAUUCAGUCUUCGUGGAGGAAAGGAAUACAACAUGGGCUUAUUCAUCCUUCGACUUGCUGAAGAUGGGCCAGCAAUCAAGGAUGGGAGAAUACAUGUUGGUGACCAAAUUGUUGAAAUAAAUGGAGAACCCACCCAAGGAAUCACUCACACACGAGCCAUUGAGUUGAUUCAGGCUGGCGGGAAUAAAGUUUUGCUGCUGCUGAGACCAGGAACUGGCUUGAUACCAGAUCACAGUGAUUGGGAUAGUUACAAUCCAUCUUCGUCAGAUGUAAUACAUGAAGAACAGUCACCAUUACCUUCAUCUUCACAUUCUGCUUCCCCAUCUGAAGUGUGUUAUUUACCAAUACCAGGAGAAGCUUUAAUGAAAGUGCAGCUGUCUGAGAAACUGCAACAAGCCAAGAGCACUGUGCCUGAAAAGAUAAGCACUUUAACUGACAGCCUGUCUGAGAUUAAGCCUAUGUUUUCUCCCCAGAGAAUGAAGAACAGACGGGGUCAUCCCUCGAGUCCUGGGUUUGAAAUGACAAAAGGAGACACAUCUGCAAGUCCAGAAAGGUUAGGGACAGCUGAGGGACAACAUCAAACAGGAUUCCACAGCCCUAGAAAGGGGGAUCCUAAAAAGAUCCAUGGCACUCUCUCACAUAUAUGUGACAGUUCCAGAGAAAAUCAAGACAGGUCUGCCAGUCCCCAGAAGUAUCUCAGUAAGCAAGGAAACACAGAAAUGUUAGGCAAGUUACAAGAAUAUCAAGAUAGAACAACUGGUGGUGACAUUAAGACUGUUGAGCAGUUGAAAAGUGGAAAUAGUAAAAUAGGAGCCACAAGGAAAGAUACAAAACAGAAAAGUUCUGGAAAGAAGGAAGGGUGGCCGCUGGAGGGAAAAUACCCAGCAUUUGAUGAAAAUACUCUUCCAUUCGGUAAGGCCCGUGACUGCAGGACAAACGAGCCAAGUUUCAGCAAAUUCAAAACUUCAAGUCUUUCCAAUAUUCCACUGCAUUCCAUGGAGAAACAAAGAAGGCCAGAAACCCAGGAGACCGUUAUUCUGAACAGGCAACAGAGACAGACACACAUGGAGCUACUUGAUGAAACCAAAGAUGAUGGAAUUUCAAAAUCUGAGAACAGUUCACCAGUCAAGAAAGCACCAAUAACUCCUGGACCUUGGAAGGUACCAAGUGCAUGUAAAGUCACCAAAACAGCAAGUGUGGCUGAAAAACGGGUUUGACUGACACUUUUUUUAAACAUGUUUUAAUCAAGUUUCUAAUGAUGGUCAUUUAAAAGCACCAUUUCUUUUCAUAAAGUUGUCAUUUUUCAGAAACUGGUUAGAAGGUGGAAAGUAUUUGAUUUGUUCUUAAAUUAUCUAAGCUGCAUGAAGGACUUUUGGAUUGCUUAAAUGAAACUCCUCCAUAAGCUGCUGUCCCCUUGUCCUUUUGAAGGCGGUGUUCCGCUGCUCUCAACGUUGCACUGCUACGGCUUUCUCAGAUAGUAUUGUGAGUUUCUGAACAAAAUUAUUUAAUGCCUAUAUUGCCAAUGUGAUCAUGACUCACUUGUUCUUGUGCCAAGUUAUCUACUGUAUCCAGUCAAUCUAAUCCUUCUCAUAUGUAAUCCAGUCACAGAAAAGACAAGGUUUUGUUUGAAAUGGGUAUUUUCUCAAAAGCAUGUUGCAUGUUUACAUAAGGAAAUACCCAUGUUCUUACUGUUUCUGUAAGAAGAUGGGUGAGUUGAUUUUUAUCAAUUCUAGGGCAGCAAAUGAGCCACUAAUGCUGUUCCAACAGAUGUGGGGUUUUUUUUAAUUUUUAUACCUAAUAUAAAAUCAUGUAGAUAAAAAUUAUAUUUGACAUGAUAUAAUUUUGCUUUUUAUGAACACAGCAAAAUUGCUUUAUUUUCUUGAUUCAUGAGGAUGCUCAUAAUAAGUGUUGGCAAACAUCUGUCUGAAAAGAGAAAACUCUGGGUUCUGUUAAAUAGCAUAAUUCCCUUGGCUUCACUUGUGACAGGAUGUCAUCCUUAGCAUUCUUUGUAAACAUAUGCAGCGAGUACAUAUUUAUUUUCAGCCUCAUUCUGGUGCUAUAUACUGAAAUUCCCUUCAUUCAUUAUUUAAUGCUCAUUAAGAAUUGGAAUUUUUUUCCUCUGUAAAGAUAACAGUUGAUCUUUGGGCCAGAACCAAACACUGUAGUCAGCUUCUUGAAUGAAGUUCAUUGUGCCUGUGCAUAUUAGAAGUCUCCCAUAUUUUAUUUGAAAUGUGUGAUCUGUUCUAAGAGUGCUAAACAGAAUGAUAAUACAGGGUACAUGAGAGGUAAUAUCUAUUGUUUGGGCUAUAAUACAUAUUUUAAAAUAAUAUGAGGAAUGUUACUGACAGAAUCUACUUACACAUCAGUCAUAAUUAGCUGUAAGAACAGUGAACUGAAAAAUUGAAGGGAUUUAUUUUCUUUGAAGUUUUAGUGAUGAUUUCCUGAUGUAUUAGGUUUUUAAUGACUGCAAAAAAAAAAGUGGUAAAAGUUCUUUGGGCCCAGUUUGCAGAAGCAGAAAGAAGUACAGAAGGUCAAGCUUUACUUACUCAUGUUAAAAUUCAAACUAAUACAACUUGCUAUUUCAAAGGAAUUGAGCAUCUUCUUUGGCUUUGAAACAUUUAAUGUUUUUAAAGUUUAAUGAAGCACAGUGGAUCAAUUCUGAGUUGAACAAUUCUUUAGAAGUACAGAACUCAAGCAGGUUUUUGAACAAACACUUUUGAAAAUUAAAUAGGCUUUAAGGCAGAUCUGAGCUGCACUCUGCUGCUUCACAUUGGCUGAUCCACUGAUUGCUGUAGCAUAUGUACAAAUACUCCACGUUGUGGAGUAUAACUGUGAAAAUAUUUAAUACCUUGAAGUAGCCUAUGUAGAUAUUAACCAUGUGUUCUUGACAGGAGACUGUUUAUGUUGAGUUGUACACACCUGCCCUACCAUUGAGUACAGUAACAAAUUCAGAAGUUUAACACAAAGAUGAAUUAGCACCACUGAAAUGAUUUCCCUGUCAUAAACUACCCCUGUAUUUUUUCUGUUAAUGUGACCUAAUUUAGUGUCUUACCUUUCUUUGAUUUCUCCUUCCAGAGAACUUGUAUCUGUACUUACUGUAUCAGAUGACUUAGCAAUGUGGCCUUGGAAUGCUAAGCAACGUAUGGAUGUACUGGGUGUAAAUGUUUAUAUAUUGUACAGCACCUUUAUAUAUACUUCUGAGGUUCUGACUAGAGAAAGACCUGUAAAUCGCUCAUUAUUUUUUAUAUAGAUAUUAAAAAGAAACUCCAGUUCAUGGUCCAUUGGUUCUGCACUGUAUAAAGUACAUUCAUUGUUGACUUUCAGUGGUGUGAUACCUGCAUUUAAACAACUAACUAACUAUAUGACCCAGGUUUUACCCAUAAACGUAAUACUCUUCUGGAAAACAAAUGCAAUUUAUUAUUGGAAGGUUCCUUGCCUCCUUGUUCAGGUAACAGUUGUUCAGCAAAGCUACUAUAAAAAACAUCAAAUCGUGUAGUAUAAAUUGUUUAUGAUGAAAUACUUGUACUGUAGGUUUAUUUGUACAUUUUGAUAUAUAAAAUUGUCACUUUCUUUUACAUCUUAAACCUUUCCUUGUACAGAAAAUACCUGUAAACAAUUUACUAUCAAAAACUCCUUUUCCAUCUUACCUCCUAUGUGAAAGAAUGAAGCUAUGAAAGUUCCUGUGUUUUUUUUCUUUUUUUCAUUACUAAUAUACUAGAAGAUAGCAGAGUUACCAAAACUGAAGGAAAACAUGUUUAACAUAUGUCAUUAAAACAUUUUGUUUCUCUCCUGUA
Molecule: messenger RNA, 7013 nt
Organism: Dromaius novaehollandiae (emu)
Lineage: Eukaryota; Metazoa; Chordata; Aves; Casuariiformes; Dromaiidae
Gene: MAGI3
Product: membrane associated guanylate kinase, WW and PDZ domain containing 3
Exons: 21
Coding region: 117-4436 (1439 amino acids)
Biological process (GO): signal transduction
Cellular component (GO): cell-cell junction; cytoplasm
Molecular function (GO): protein binding
Source: RefSeq, a predicted model, not a curated record